Messenger RNA from Xylona heveae TC161, 978 nucleotides. Its product is annotated as ankyrin. The record is from RefSeq and is a predicted model, not a curated record. The coding region runs from base 1 to 978 and encodes 325 amino acids. Lineage: Eukaryota; Fungi; Ascomycota; Xylonomycetes; Xylonales; Xylonaceae. Gene Ontology annotation, molecular function: protein binding. The transcript has 4 exons.
AUGGUUGCGUUCAGACAACCAGGCCAGAUAUUCCUUGAGAUUGACGUUUCCGUGCGGCUCCGCCGAGCCAUCAUUCUUAAUGACCUAUUUCUUGUGAAACGAAUAACAAAGAACAAUCCAAACGCUCUGCAAAACCCAGACUUUGCAGAAAAGGGAAAUACUUCCCUUCACCUUGCAGCCAAACUAGGUUUUCUAGAGAUCGCCACCUACCUUGUUGAAGCUGGCCACGAGAAUGGAGGAAUCUCUCGAAAUGCGGACUGGGAUACACCCCUCAUGCUCGCAUGCGAAGCGCAUCCUCACCUUGCAGCAAUGCUUGCAAAAAAGUUUCCAGGGUCCAUAAAUUGGAGGAACAAACGUGGCGUGGAUGCGAUGAUGACCGCUGCGAAAAAUGGCCAAGACACCAUUGUUGCAACGCUUCUUAGCGGCAGGAUUGAGAAUCCUGAGCCAAACGACUUGCCCGGUACUGGCGCCGGCGCUAUCGAGCGAGCAGACGUGACAGCACAAGACAAUGAUGGGAAUACUGCAUUACAUUAUGCUUCCGCUUACGGCGAACUAAAAGUUAUUCGAACCCUUCUGCAAGCCGGCGCCUCCCCACUCGCUCGUAAUGCAUAUUCUUGGACGCCUAUUAGUUAUUCAUUAACUGUUGCCGCGGAAGUAUAUUUCCGAAACCUGGUCGCCGAGUUUGAGAAACGGAAGGUUGAGAUAAAGCAGGCGGAGCGAGCAGAGCGGGCUAAGCGUGGCGUAGGGGGCGUGAGAUUAGUGACGGAGGAUAUGGAUCCUGGACAUCCUCGUACUGAGGGAGAGCCCUCAGCCCUCACACCAGCGGAUGAUCGCAGUCCUAUGUCUGGAAAAUUCUUUCCACCACCACAAAUGCAUGGUUCACCGGCGCCGGCGUCGGGCCCCGCCGCUGCUUCAACGAAAAGCGAAAGCGGAUGGAGCUUCGGUGGACUACGCGGGAGAGCAAGUAGCGGGGAAUAG